Sceloporus undulatus (fence lizard) is the source of this 1588-nucleotide messenger RNA. It is a transcript of the gene MED28, whose product is annotated as mediator complex subunit 28. The transcript is spliced from 4 exons. The record is from RefSeq and is a predicted model, not a curated record. Bases 41 to 613 code for a protein of 190 amino acids. Gene Ontology annotation, cellular component: mediator complex. Lineage: Eukaryota; Metazoa; Chordata; Lepidosauria; Squamata; Phrynosomatidae.
UGCAGUAGCGACGGACGUCCCCGCCCACUCCUCGGUUGCCAUGGCGUCGGGCUUGAGCGGUAUGUUCGGGAGCCAGGGUUCCAUCCCUCCUCCUCCACCGCCACCGCCUCCUCCGCCGCCGCCUGCCCCAGUGGCCCCCGGGGGACCAGGGCCGGCCGGGCUCCUCCCUCCGAACCCGGCGGGGCCCAGGAACCCCAGCAGCACCCUCGUGGACGAGCUGGAGGCCUCCUUCGAGGCUUGCUUUGCUUCCCUCGUGAGUCAGGAUUAUGUGAAUGGUACAGACCAGGAAGAAAUUAGAACUGGUGUUGACCAGUGUAUCCAGAAAUUUUUAGAUGUUGCACGACAAACAGAAUGUUUUUUCCUACAAAAAAGGUUACAGCUCUCUGUCCAGAAACCAGAGCAAGUAAUUAAAGAGGAUGUGUCAGAGCUGAGGAAUGAACUACAGAGGAAAGAGGCCCUAAUUCAGAAGCACUUGGGUAAACUGCGACAUUGGCAACAGGUUCUGGAAGAUAUCAACAUGCAGCAUAAAAAACCUACUGAAAUGCCUCAAGGACCUCUAGCAUAUUUAGAGCAGGCUUCAGCUAACAUUCCUGCACCCCUGAAGCAAACGUGAGGAAGAGCAUCAUUCAAAUGCUAGAAUAACCUUUGUUACACCCAGCAAUGUGGAUUUUUAAAAUUUAUGUAAUGUACAUGUUCCAGCUUUAUAUGUAUUUUUGAAAACUGAUGUGAAAUAGUGUAAAACAAGAAUGCAUUAUGCCCUUAUGGGGUUCAUAGUGAUCUUGGUUUUUACAGUAACCCUCUACACCAACAGAAACUAAUUAUAAUACAGACUGUAAACAAGCAUUUCUCCUGUCUAAUGUCAAAAUACAUCCUGUUGAAAAAGCAAUAACUAUCUGUCACUGUAACAUGGGCUUCUCUAGUACUGUGUAAACAGUAUUUGUAGCUGGUUUCAUGUGUCCAAGAGAUUGUGACUGAAUUAUGGAACAAAAUAUUGGCUGAGAUUUAGAGAUGCACUUUAGAGCCUGUGCGCUCGAGUUAGAUCCUCGGCCUCAGAACAUUAGCCCUCUACACUCCCUGGUAAUUACUUUUAAAAUUGAAAGAGGAAAGGGUCUAGCACAAAGAAAGUAAGUCGGAAAUGUUUCUAAAGUAGCUCUUUGGAUUGCUGCCAGUAUUUUGUUCCACAAUGGGCCCUAACAAUUUUCUUCCAGCACUACUGUUUUCAUGGUACAAGAUAUUCAACAAAGAUCUCUAUAGAAUGUGUUCUCAUUUUUAUUUUCCUUCUGCCCAAGGGAAGAUCAGAGUAGACAUUACUUGUUUUAAAACCUCACCUCCUCUCUUUUCAAUCACAGUGCCUGACAUCUCUGCUUCCUAUGGUUUUUUUUCCUUUUGUGUUUCAAGAUGUGUCCUUUUCUCUUGCCCCUGGUAGUAUGUUGCCCUUAAGUAUCACUUUAAAAUAGCUUCAACAUUGCUGUCUAUUGGAAGAAAAUAUAUAGCUAACCUGACUUGUUGAUAGAACUGUUUGCAAAGAGAAAACUACUUUUUGAAUAUUUUGUAUCAACAAUUAGAUAAUAAAUCAUGCAUGAAUAAA